Messenger RNA from Cuscuta epithymum, 914 nucleotides. The record is from the annotation of a GenBank genome assembly. Lineage: Eukaryota; Viridiplantae; Streptophyta; Magnoliopsida; Solanales; Convolvulaceae.
AUUACUUCUGUGCUCCGAGGGUUUGGUGGCUUUCCUUCUUGUGGUGAAGAUUGGGCCUUUAAGGGAGCUGGUGAUGAAUGGGCUGGAUCAGCUGAAGACGAUGAAAGGGACUGUUUUGACCAUUGCAGGUGUUUUUUGUGCUAUCCUCUUAUCCCACUUUUUUAGCAUUUUGAGGAUCCAAAACAAGGGUGCUAAGCUUGGUACCAUGACGCCUAUGGAUCAAGUACUUUGGAGGACCAACUUGUUGGAAGCCACUCUCAUAGGAUUCUCCCUAUUUCUUGGUUUCUUGAUUGAUAGAAUCCAUCUCUAUCUGCGUGAAGCAAUUUCAUUGCAAAGCAGCAUUGGGACGUCAAAGACUGAAGUUGAAAAGCUUGAGAAAGAAAAGGUGCAGUUCAAUGAAAAGGCACAGAAGUCUGAAGAGGAAGUAAAGCAACUGCAGAAAGAAAUCUCAGGUUUGAAGGAUGAAGUAAAAAAGCUAUGCAAAGAGAAUGAGGAAAAGGUUAAAACAGCAGAAGAUCAUGUUAACGCUCUUCAUAAUCAAUUUGCUGGACUUCUUCUGGAAUAUGACCAUCUAUUAGAAGUGAACCAAGAACUUCAGAAACAAGUAGAUGGUAAACAGUAUUAAGGAUUGGGGUUAACAUGGAAAUUAGAAUUCCUGCAAUUCUGCCCUGGCUAAUCCAGAUCCUGUUUUUGUCAUCCAAAACUCAAUUCCUGACAUCUGCUAGCAGAUCAUUAUUGUAAACCUAUUUGGAAAUUCAAUCUGAAUGUUUGAGAAGUUAUUUUGUGGUUUUGCCUUGUUAUGUUAUUUGAGUUUUUAUUUUUAAACCAACUAUGAAAGUUUUGUUCUUUACUCUUCGUGUCACACGUUGAUAUAUCAGCAUGACAAUGAAAGAAAAACUUGAGUUGGGCUGUUG